ACGAUGUACGUACGGUGCAAUGUCCGAAGUGAAUCAAACUAUUUUUAGAACAUAAUAAUGUGAAGAAUUUUACUUAUCUUAAUAAUAUUAUCUAAAUAUAGGAUCGAAACGAAAUAAAAAAAAUAUUACAAUGAAAGUUUGCAUAUGAUGAUGCGAAUGAAUUAUAAAACGAUUUUAUUUACAUUGAUUAUUGCUGUAAUAAGUUCUCUAUUAACAUCAUGGAACAAUUGUGGAUAUCCCUUUUUCCUAAGACCACCAGAUUGGAAAUAUCAAUUUCAACAUAAGGAAAAAGUGAAUAAUGAACCUGGAUAUCAAGAAAUAGAUUGCUCUAUAAAUGGUGAUUAUUCAAUCGGAUGUCGCAAAGAAGGAGAUGAAGUAUACAUACCAUUUUCAUUCAUUCAUAAAUAUUUUGAAAUUUAUGGUAAAUUGGCAACAUACGAUGGAUUAGAAAGAUUUGAGUGGUUACAUAGUUACUCAAAAAUCGUAACUCCCAAGGGUAAAUAUGAUCCUCGAGGAGUAUUCAUGACAUUUGAAAAUUAUAAUGUUGAAGUUAGAGAGAGAGUAAAGUGUGUUAGCGGGAGCGAUGGUGUACCAAUAUCCACGCAAUGGGAAAGUCAGGGAUAUUAUUACCCAACUCAAAUUGCCCAAUUUGGACUGUCUCAUUAUAGCAAAAAUUUAACAGAACCUGAACCUUAUAGGAAAUUAAUAGAGGAUUCUGAUAAGAUAAAACAAGAAUGGUCUGUUCCUCAGGGAUCUGUUAUUUCUCGAAUAUAUGACAAACAAGUUAAUAGCUAUGUUAUGAAAUUUGCAACACCUGAAACUAGUACUUCUGGAAUAAGUUUAAAACUGGAUCAUGUAUUAGAUUUUGUAUUAAAAUGGGAUCUAAACAUUAAGGAUAAUGGUAGCAUAACAGUUGCAUUACAAUCUAGAGAAAAGAAAGAUAUGUAUUAUUUGCAUUACACUGCAAAUAAUGUAAUGUUAUAUACCUAUAAGAAUCAUAUAUAUUAUGGAAUUGGGCAAAUUAAUCAUCAAUGGAGACGUUUUACUAGAGAUUUAGUUAUUGAUUUACAAAAGGGAUUAUAUAUGAAUGAUAAAAGUAAAAAGAAACUUUCACGAUCUAAAUUAAAGAUUGUGAAAAUAAUGCUUUAUGGUUCUGGAAUGAUUGACAAUAUUACAUUGUCAACGAGCGAGCAUAUGGAACAAUUUUAUGAUGCUGCCAAAUGGUUCGUUGCUAAUCAAAAUAUUACAUCUGGUGGAUGGCCAAAUCCAGUUAGAAGAAAAGUUUCUAACGGUAUGGCUACGCUGGAACCUGGAUGGUAUUCCAGCAUGGGUCAGGGACAUGCCAUUUCGGUAUUGGCACGGGCAUAUUAUCAUUCUCGAGAAGAAAAAUAUUUACAAGCUGCAGUCAGAGGUUUAAGGCCAUUUAAGUUAUCAUCUAGUAAAGGAGGUGUAGCAGCUCUGUUUUUAGGUAAAUAUAUUUGGUACGAAGAAUAUCCAACAACACCACCUUCAUUUAUCCUUAAUGGAUUCAUAUACUCUCUCAUUGGACUCUAUGAUUUAAAAAGUAUAGCAACAGGUAAAGAUGCGUAUGAGGCAUCAAGAUUAUUUAAUCAAGGAAUGAUCUCACUUAAAAAUAUGUUGACUUUGUAUGAUACCGGGUCGGGUACAACAUAUGACUUACGUCAUUUUACUUUAAAAAUAGCUCCAAAUUUAGCCAGAUGGGAUUAUCAUUCUACGCAUGUGAACCAACUUCUUCUUCUUAAUACCAUUGACAAUGAUCCACUUUUUACUGCAACUGCAGAAAGAUGGAUCGGGUAUAUGAAUGGUAAAAAAGCUGCACAUAAUUAAUUAUAUUUACAUAUAUUUGUACUUAAAAUGACUACAACGCGUCCUAAUAUUUUUAUUAAUUCUCGAUAUAAUUUCUUCAUUUCUUUGAAUUUCACAUUCUUAGCGAUUUUAUUUAAAUAACGGCGGCUAUAGAACGAAAAGUUAUCAGGUACAUGCGUUCAAUUGUUUUUCUAUUCACAUAUAAACGUUUUUAUAAAAAUUAUAAGUCACACAUACACUUGAUAAUAUACAUCAUUCAGUCAUGGAUCACCUUUUUUUUUAAAUAUUUAUAUAUAAUUCAUUUAUAAAAAAUAUAUAGAAUAUUAGAGGAGAGUAAAACAAUAAUUAAUUUUCAAUAGGAGUAAUGAUAAGUGCUAUCAAAUAAACUGGUUGUAUAAAUUAAUUUUUGUACAAGUAUAAUACAUGUACUUAAGUAGUGAACUUUAAAUUAAAAUGCAAUCAGUUAAUUUCUGCAUGAAAAAAUACUUGUAAUCUUUAAUAUUUAAUAUCAUUAAUAGCAAAUAUCUAUAAGAGCCUUCAGGAGUUAUCAUAUAAUAUAUAAAUUUAUACUGAUAUAUGUAUAUAUAUGCAUAUAUAUAUAUAUAUAUACAUAUACAUAUACAUAUAUAUAUAUAUAUAUAUAUAUAUCAGUAUUAUAUAUUUUAACACACAUAAAUAGGUCACCAACAAGCAGACAUUGAAGUCUUUAAUAAGAUAAGACACUUUUUUAAUGAUAUUUCUGUUUUUAUCACUUUUAAUUUAUCAAAAUGAUAUAAUUGGACUAUACGCAAAGGAAAAAUAUUAUGGAUAUCUUAAUAAUUCAUUUAUAUAUUUAACAAUAUAACUUUUCUGCAUAUCCUUGCCUUCAUUAUUUAAAUGUGUCUCAUAAAAAGUAAAUGUAAUCAUUGUUUAACGUAAUUUAAUACUUAUUAUACCUAGAAAAUUAAAUUUUUCUUCCUAUUAAAAUUAUUAUUUAACAUUCCACAUGUUGAUAAUGUGUAAUUCAUUUUCAAUUAAUUUGCAUAUUUAUGGCUUAUAUUUAAUUAUAAAAAUGUUUUGCUAUCAUGUUUAAUAUUUUAUUGCAAACAUAAAAAUAUGUAGGUAGACAGAUGAAAAAUAUCAAUGCAAUGUUUAGAAAAACAGGGUAGAAAAUAACAUUGGUGAUAGUAGCAUUUAGUGAUUGUAUAUUUUUUUACACUCAAAGCGAUUGUAGUAACUCAGGAAAUAAUUUGCGAAAAUUCUUAAUUACUAUUUUCAUGUAAGUAUAAAGCUAAAUAUACUGAGAUCCCUUCAUUGAAAUAUAAAAAUAUUUGAAUGUUCUUUGAAAUAGAACCUUAAUAUCAUAUAAAUAAGUUAGAUGAUAGAUAUCGCACAAGAGUUAUUCAUAAUUACCAAAUUAAGUAUUGUUAAAUUUCAUACAAAUUGGUUAUAUUUAUUAAGAUUAAAUAAAACACAUCAAUAUACAUUUUCUUAUUAUAAUAAUGUAAAUAUAAACUUUCUGUAAUAUAAUCUAAGACUGUUAUCAUCAAUCAUAUUAUUAAUUGAAUGCAAUAUAUAUUAUACAUCUUUUUUAUUAUGUAUUUUAUAUAGGCUGUGUAACAUGGACAUGUUUGUAAGGCAUGCUUUAAAAAUAUCUUAUAUAAUCAUUUUAGUCAAAUAAGUCCCAUGUUAAAUUAUGAAAAAUAAUAAAAUUUUAAAACUACACAUACACAGGA
This is a messenger RNA of Vespa crabro (European hornet), 3542 nucleotides long. It is a transcript of the gene Hsepi, whose product is annotated as D-glucuronyl C5-epimerase B. Gene Ontology annotation, biological process: heparan sulfate proteoglycan biosynthetic process. The transcript is spliced from 6 exons. Gene Ontology annotation, cellular component: Golgi apparatus. Gene Ontology annotation, molecular function: heparosan-N-sulfate-glucuronate 5-epimerase activity. Bases 145 to 1848 code for a protein of 567 amino acids. Lineage: Eukaryota; Metazoa; Arthropoda; Insecta; Hymenoptera; Vespidae. The record is from RefSeq and is a predicted model, not a curated record.